Molecule: messenger RNA, 606 nt
Organism: Klebsormidium nitens
Lineage: Eukaryota; Viridiplantae; Streptophyta; Klebsormidiophyceae; Klebsormidiales; Klebsormidiaceae
Source: the annotation of a GenBank genome assembly
AUGGCAAAAGCAGCCUUCUUCCCUCUCGCCUUGGUGGUGGCGUUCCUCGGUUUCAUGGCGGCUGGCGCUCAGGCUGCCGAGGCGAAACCAGAGGACUGCCCCUAUUGGGUCGGCUACGGUCCUGUGGGUUUGUCGUCGGGAGAUACCGUCUGCGCCUUGAACGGCAAUCUGGGCGACAGUUUCGAUGUGUCUGGCGGGCCCGCCGUCAGCUCCUGCGCGGACAUUCUGUUUAAGAUCAUCGACGUCCUUUACAAGAAGCAAGGCAGCUACCAAUGGGCUGACGUGAUGGAAUUCAUGAGCAAGGAAGCGUUCUCAAUGCUAGACCCUGCACUUAGGAAAAUGCAGUUCAGGGAGAGCGUUGACCUUCGUGCGGUCGAGGCGAAUGCACUGUCCAUGGUGAAGGUCAUGCCCGGCCAGUUCGUUCUGAUGGACAUCGUGCUUGACACUUGGGUUGGCCCCAAAGUGCGCUUCUCGAGUGGCUGGGCCCUCGACAGUGUCAGUACUAUGCCCGGGGGCCGCAAGCUGGCAGCUGCUUCUGACGGCCGGAAGCUGGCGGCCGCGAUGAAGUGGAAGCUGAUGUCGGUUUCUAAUAUCUUCCUCUUUUGA